UCUACCUGAUCACUAUGGCUUUCAACAGCAGACAGAGCAGCUUCAGCACCCGCUCCGCAGUCCCAAAUGCCGGCUUCAGCCAGAUGCGCAUCAGCUCCACUCGCUCCUCCAGCGGAGGCUCCGGGCUCGGAAGAGCAGGGGGCAAUUUCAGCAGCUCCAGCCUGUCCAACCUCGGCAGCGUGAAAAGGAGCGUCUCCUACGGCGUGAGCAGCGGCCGCUCCGGUGGCGCAGGAUUUGGUGGCGCAGGAUUCGGUGGUGCUGGUUAUGGUGGCUCUGGAUUCGGUGGUGGAGUUGCCUAUUCCGGACCUGGUAUCCAGGAGGUGACCAUUAACCAGAGCCUGUUGUCUCCUCUCAACCUGGAGAUUGAUCCCACCAUUCAAACUGUCAGACAGGAGGAGAGGGAGCAGAUCAAGACCCUGAACAACAAGUUUGCCUCAUUCAUUGAUAAGGUCAGGUUCCUGGAACAACAAAACAGGGUUCUGGAGACCAAAUGGGAACUCCUUCAGAACCAGAAAUCCGCCAAGGCCAGCAACAUCGGCCCCUUGUUUGAGGCUUACAUUGCCAACCUGAGAAGGCAGCUGGAGUCUCUGACCAACGAUAAGGGCAAACUAGAGGGAGAACUCAGAAACAUGCAGGAUCUGGUCGAGGACUUCAAGAAUAAGUACGAGGAUGAGAUCAACAAACGCACUGGCGCUGAGAACGAAUUUGUUGUUCUGAAGAAGGAUGUGGAUGCUGCUUACAUGAACAAAGUAGAGCUGGAGUCCAAGAUGGAGGGUCUGACAGAUGAGAUCAACUUCUUGAGGGCCCUGUAUGAAGCUGAACUCCGUGAGCUGCAGGAACAGAUCUCUGACACUUCAGUUGUCCUAUCUAUGGACAACAACAGAGCUCUGGACAUGGACAGCAUCAUUGCUGAAGUCAAGGCUCAGUAUGAAGACAUUGCCAAUAAGAGCCGUGCCAAUGCAGAGUCCGCGUACCAGAGUAAGUUCCAGGAAUUGCAGGCUGCCGCAGGCCGCCAUGGUGAUGACUUGCGCUCCACCAAGACUGAGAUUUCUGAAUUGAACCGUGCUAUGCAGAGACUGCAGGCUGAGAUUGAGAGCGUAAAGGCUCAGAGAGCUAAGCUUGAGGCACAGAUUGCCGAGGCUGAGGAACGUGGAGAGCUGGCACUGAAGGAUGCCCGGAGCAAGCUCGCUGAGCUGGAGGCUGCUCUGCAGAAGGCCAAGCAGGACAUGGCUCGCCAGCUGCGUGAAUACCAGGAACUGAUGAAUGUGAAACUGGCUCUGGAUAUUGAGAUUGCCACAUACAGGAAGCUGCUGGAAGGAGAAGAGAACAGAAUUACCGAAGGACCUGGACCAGUUAGUGUAUCUGUGGUGAACUCAACCUCCAGCAGCAUGGGCGGCGGCAGCAGCAGUGGAUUCGGUUCUGGAUACUCAGGCGGCAGCUCUUAUGGAGCUGGAGGCUUUGGAAACAGCUCCGCCAGGUUCGGCAGCGGUGGAAGCUCCGGCGUGAAAUCUUACUCUGUGACAACAACUUCCUCCAGCAGAAGCUUUAGACAAUAAGAUGUGCAGCAGAAAAUUGUGUCCCCUGUGUAUUGAUGGUAGGAGCACUAGCCAUAGCCCUCAAAUAAUUCAAACAGCCAAUGUUUACAUGUGGAGGUGUUGGUAAGGGUAUAACCACUUAAGACUUAUACCCGUUAUAGCUAUCUCUUCCAAGUGUGUGACCAAGCUCCUACAUUCUGUUUGUUAUUGUUUGGAGGAUAUGACUGUUUGCAGAAAUAUAGAAAGCAGUUCCUUAUUCUCUACCCGUCUCCUUGCAACUUUCUCUUUUACUGCUCCCCCUUCUACCAGUGGGACUGGCUCUAUGCUGAAGCUCAGCGUCCUAUUCACCAUAAAUCUGGGCACGUUUUUACUGUAACGCCCGCUGCAAGUUACAUUGCUCAGUGCACAAUAGAAAUCUCAUGCCUGUAUUAAAAAAAAAUACAAAAUUAGCAGUAUUUACGGGCAGAUAUUUUUUUGUUUUGUUUUUCCCUUGGAAGAGACUUUGAAUGUAACAAAAGAGAUAUAUAUACAUAUAUGCGGUGCUAAUAUCCCUCGGAAAAAAUAGUAGUAAGUCUCUGAUGUAAAUCUGGCAGCUUUGGAUGGGAAAAAAAAAGAACACUGAUGCCUUAAAGUUUGUUUGCAGUUGUAAAACACCCAGUAUAUGGAACGUUUCUUGUAUGUAGCUACCACUGUUUUAGAUACGGUCUGUGUUAGUGGUGGAAAUCUGAAUUCUGUGGGAGGGAUUUUAUGUCUGGUGAGAAACACAGGCAUCUCCAAUAAAAAUUCCUUCAAUC
This is a messenger RNA of Xenopus laevis (African clawed frog), 2329 nucleotides long. RefSeq names its product keratin 7 L homeolog (gene krt7.L). NCBI's taxonomy places the organism in Eukaryota, Metazoa, Chordata, Amphibia, Anura, Pipidae. Gene Ontology annotation, biological process: intermediate filament organization; keratinization. The record is from RefSeq and is marked provisional. Gene Ontology annotation, molecular function: structural constituent of skin epidermis. Gene Ontology annotation, cellular component: cytoplasm; intermediate filament; keratin filament.